Molecule: messenger RNA, 829 nt
Organism: Xyrauchen texanus (razorback sucker)
Lineage: Eukaryota; Metazoa; Chordata; Actinopteri; Cypriniformes; Catostomidae
Product: granzyme B-like
Exons: 5
Coding region: 41-829 (262 amino acids)
Biological process (GO): proteolysis
Molecular function (GO): serine-type endopeptidase activity
Source: RefSeq, a predicted model, not a curated record
GGUUAAACCCAUACUUUACUUCUCAGUAUAGAAUUGCACCAUGUGUCUUUACAUCUUUGUUCUCCACCUUGGUAUCUCUGUGGCCGUUGGGAUGGAGAGUGGUAUUACAGGAGGAAAAGUGGCUAAACCUUAUUCUAGGCCAUACAUGGCAUCCCUCCAGCAUAACAGACAUCACACAUGUGGAGGGAUGCUGAUUAGACGUGAUUAUGUACUGACAUCAGCACACUGUUUAAACCGCAGCACUUUCUCUAGUCGAAACCACUUAGUAGUUGUUCUGGGAGCACACAAUAUUAGCAAACAGGAGAACAGCCAGCAGAUAAUCCAAGUGGCAAAAUAUAUUCAGCAUCCUAUGUAUGACCAGAAUAACAAGAAAGACUUAAGCCAUGACAUCAUGUUACUAAAGCUGAAGACCAAAGCCAAGUUAAAUAAAUUUGUGAAAGUUAUGCCUCUUCCUAAGAAAAAUGGGAAAAUACCAGCCAAUGUGAAAUGCUCCAUUGCUGGCUGGGGUUUAAAAAACCCAAAAGAUGAUCGUGCAUCAAGUGUGCUGCAGGAAGUCACUCUCAAACUGCAGUUUAGCUUUGAAUGUAAAAACAAGUGGAAGGACUAUUUCAACUCUGAAAGAAUGAUCUGUAGUGUCUCUGAUGGGAAGCAUGCUUUUUGUCAGGGUGAUUCAGGAAGUCCUCUUAUCUGCAAUACUACACCUCUAGCAAUUGCUGCAUAUACAUUUGCUAAUGACUGUACAAGUAGAAAGUAUCCUGAACUCUACAUAAAAAUCUCCUACUUCCUUCCUUGGAUUAAAAAGAAGAUUGGAAAAAAAUUCAAUAUAUGA